Messenger RNA from Portunus trituberculatus (swimming crab), 1035 nucleotides. RefSeq lists its product as uncharacterized. The transcript has 7 exons. The record is from RefSeq and is a predicted model, not a curated record. NCBI's taxonomy places the organism in Eukaryota, Metazoa, Arthropoda, Malacostraca, Decapoda, Portunidae. Bases 1 to 951 code for a protein of 316 amino acids.
AUGAGUGUGGAGUGCACAGCCUGGCAUGGGGAGGAGGAAGCCUUGUGCUGGUACUGCUGGGAGAGUGGAGGUGGUGGAUUCUACCAUACCCUACAAAAGAGGAAUGAUUGGCUUGGCUUCUCCUCCCUGGCUACUGUGAAGGCAUCUAUAGGAGAUGGGUGUGAUGACCUCACUGCUCAUCUCCUUAUGGUGCAAAUAACUUGGGCAGUGACCCUUACAUCCAGCUCCUUACCACAGCAUACUAGUGAUGGGACUGGUGGCAGUGAGCACAUAAUGGCAGCCACUGCUUCAGUGUUAGGGUCACUUGACAGCAGACGGCUGUGUUCAUGCAGGAAAGCAGUGGAGCGGACUUUGGGAGAGGUAACGCGUCGGCAAGAGAGGAUGUCCACCUGUGGGUGCCUGCUAGUGACACGGACAGCCGCCGCCGAGCAGUCUUUGGCUAACCAGUUGGUGAUCCAACGGCCUGACUACAGCGAACCUCCAACUCCUGCACCAUCAGGGAGGGACUCUGGCGUCCCAUGGCCUAAACAGACCCUUCCCCCAUCACCACCACCACUGCUACCGUCGCCGUUACUGUCGCUGGGUGACUGCCUCGCAGCGCACCCCAGCGGCCUGGCGAACGCCUACCACCACCACCACCACCGCCGCCGUCGCCGUCCAGCGAGAGAUUCAGCUUCGCGUCGCACACAUUCUGCCACUCAAAACCUGCCGCCGCCGUCACCACCACCACCACCACCAGGAUUCUGCCACAGUGUAAUCAUAAAGAUUACACUGUGGAUUCUGCAUGGCAUCUUGACCCUGCACGGCCAUCACCUACUGGUACUCCUGGUGAUGGUGGCGGCGGCCAGAGAGGGAAGAGUUGCGGGUUGGCGUGGCAGUCAGUCUCGCUCGUUGUGGGUGGUGUAUGUAUUUGGACAGGUGUGGUGUUGUGGUGCCAUUUCUCCAUUGUAAUAAACUGUCUUCACUGCCCUUAUUGUGUCGUCACUGUACUAAGAGCUGCUGUGUCACUACUGAAUAAUAAAUUGUGAAGAAAUC